AUGUCGGAGCCUUUAUCAAGUGUCAAGCAAGUUACACCUAGCCAGGAGUACUUCCUCGAAGGGGGAGACCUAUAUCUGUUGGUCUGCGAAAUACUCUUUCGGGCCCACUCCUUUUUUUUUGUGCGCGAUUCCGUCGAAUUUCACGGUGUCCUCAGCAAAAUUCCCGAGGAUGGCAAACCACGGCCCGGGUCUGCGGACUCUCCUAUCCUCAUCAAAGCUGUCACUCCCUCUGAGUUCACCAAAUUCCUGUGGGUAUUUUACAACGAAGAAUACUCGGUUUACGAUGCUACGGCGGAUGAAUGGACCGGCAUAUUGAAGGUUGCGCACCAGUACAAGUUCCCGAAAAUCAAGAACCUGGCGAUUCGCGAGCUCAACAAGUCCAGUUUAUCGGUCGUCGAAAAGAUCAAAACAUUCGAGCUUUAUGAAGCAGACCGAGAGCAUAUCGUGCCGCUAUACGCUUCCAUGUGCAUGCGGGACGAAGGCCCAUCUGACGAGGAGAUUGAGCAAAUGGGGCAGAAGAGGUUUGUGACAGUGUUUCGCGCCCGUGAACGCCUCCGUGCACUGCCCAGCAGCGGCAACGCAAGCCCUCUCCCCCAAGGCGUCGAAGAAGGCGACGUCCUCAGGACUAUAUCUGACUUCCUGGGUCUUGGCCCUUCGAGUUCCGCGAACGGCGGCGCUGCAAGCGCCACCUCUUCAUCCACGAACGAUCAUGGCGCCGGCGACAAGAAGUCUGGCUCGAAGACCAAUGGCUCCGACGUACCUAGUGGCACAAAUGGCCAUGGUUCUUCGAAGCCUCGACGUGGUCGUGGCACCUAA
This is a messenger RNA of Cyclocybe aegerita, 816 nucleotides long. Lineage: Eukaryota; Fungi; Basidiomycota; Agaricomycetes; Agaricales; Hemipholiotaceae. The record is from the annotation of a GenBank genome assembly.